Messenger RNA from Cavenderia fasciculata, 729 nucleotides. RefSeq lists its product as uncharacterized. NCBI's taxonomy places the organism in Eukaryota, Evosea, Eumycetozoa, Acytosteliales, Cavenderiaceae. The record is from RefSeq and is a predicted model, not a curated record. The transcript has 4 exons. The coding region runs from base 1 to 729 and encodes 242 amino acids.
AUGCCCGAGGCAUCAUUGGAAAUAUUAAAAUAUAUAGAACAACAAAAGAAAGUGGAAAAUGGUACAGAUCAUUUCCAUAGAUCGUUGUCAGUGUUUGGUGGCACCAUUCUAUUUGCAAUAGAACCCUUUUUAAAUGAUCCAGUGACUGUAUCAUCAUCAGUGUCGUUUGAUAUUGGAUAUAUUAUAGAAAUGUUGGAGGUUAUUAUUAAAUUAAUACCACUCAACAGUGACGAUCUAAAAUGGGCAAAGCCGGCAAUCAAAGAAAUAAUUAAAUUUGUUGAAAAAUACAUAAUAUUGGUUCCUUUGGUUUUAUUGGUUGGAUUUGUGUGUCUUUGGAUAGGAUUCUUUCAAGAGUAUAAAGAGACUAUAGAGGAGUUUUAUAGACUAGUACCUCCAAGUAAACUACUCUACUUUAUCAAACACCCAGAAACCAUUGUUACAAAAAAUAAUAGUACAACCAAUUGCAACAACAACAACAACAAUAACAACAACCUACCAUCAUUGAAUAAUUAUAAAUAUCCCAACCAAAGAUUUAUAAAUAUAUUAUUAUUGGUUGGAUUUGUUUAUCUUUGGAUAGGAUACUAUCAAGAACAUAUAGAGAAAAUAUAUUCGUUUAUGACAGGACAACUACCUCCAAGUAAACUACUCUACUUUAUCCAACACCCAGAAACCAUUGCAAAAGAGUUUAGCAAAGAUACUCCUUUAUCCCAUAUUUACUAUUCUUCUUAA